UUUAGAACUUAACUACGGAUACAAAAUUCCCUUUUUCACCACCCCUAAAAAGGCUUCUUUCAAAAACAACUGUUCGGCUCUUGACAAUGAAGAUUUUGUAAAUAAGGAAUUACACGAGUUACUUAAAACCGGAAGAAUAAAAGAGAUGGCUACUGAGCCACACGUUGUUAAUCCACUGAGCGUUAGUUCGUCCUAAAAUAAGAAGAGACUUAUUCUUGACCUGAGACAUGUAAACAGACACGUGUAUAAACAAAAAACCACAUUCGAUGAUUGGAAGUUUUUCGGAGAAUUUGUUGAGGAAAAUGGUUUCAUGUUUAAAUUUGACAUAAAACAAGGCUAUCAUCACAUAGAAAUUGCUCCAGAGCAUCAAAAAUAUUUAGGAUUUUCUUGGGUAACAAAUGGCGAAAAAAGAACUCUUUGCAAGUCAUUUUACGCAACAUUUGGAAAACGAAACUUUGAGGCAUUUAGAAGAAGAUCUACCAGAAUAUAUCUUAAAUUCCAGGGCGAAUAACACGAUAAAAACGUACUAUUAUUCUUUUAAUUCAUGGAAUACAUGGUGUCAAAAAUAUUCUGUAUCAAAAUUACCAGCUCUACCGCUAACAGUUGCGUUGUACAUACUUAACCUAACCCAAAUGAACAAUUCUUAUCCUAAAAUCGAAAUCGCAUUCUACGCUAUCCAGUAUUUUCACAAUUUGACAGGCUACAAUAACCCAAUGCGACCACACUUUACCAAAAAAUAUGCUCGAAGCCGCUAAACGCCUACUACAACAUCAAACUCGCAAGAAAGACAUAAUUACGGUUGAACAUUUGCACGCAUUACAUAAACAACUUGUUAAAAGCGAAGCUGUUAACCUUUAAAUACUUAGAACUUUUAAUAUCUUUCUCUUGGGAUUUUGUGGCUUUCUUAGGUUUUCGGAAAUUAGUAAUCUGAAAAGAUGUGACGUCACUUAAAAAAAUAGCUUUAUGAAACUGUUCAUAGCGAAAAGCAAAACAGAUCUACAGAGAAGGACACUGGGUUUACAUCAGCGCUUGCGGAAAUGGGAUCUGCCCAGUAUAUAAUUUAACUGAGUAUAUGAAGUAUGUACCUGCUGAGCCUGAUUCCUAUCUGUUUAGAGCGGUCACAGUUACAUCAAACAAUAAAAUUCGGAAGUUUUAAAAAGAUGAAUCGCCCAAUCAGCUACACAACAACAAGAGAAAAUGCACUCGAUGCACUGGCAUCAAUCGGAUUGGAUAGGACAAGAUUCGGACUCCACAGCCUACGUGCUGGAGGAGCAACAGCAGCGGCAAAUGCAGACGUCCCAGACCGUCUUUUUAAACGACAUGGUAGAUGGUGUUCGGAGACAGCCAAAGAUGGUUAUGUGGAGGACGACGCAGAGCAUUUACUACAUGUUACAAGGAAUCUAGGCCUUUGAACCCUAACUUUUUCGUACAUAACUACUACUACUAGUCGAAGUUCUUUGAGUCUUCCCUGUCGCAAAAAUAAGAAAAUAAAUAAGGUUAUUUUCGGUUAAGCGCAGCGAAUUAGAAAAUAAUAUUUCAUAUUUAAUAAGUCGCCAUCAAUCUAGGUAGUCAAAUAUAGCUGGAAACCAAUUUUUAUAAAAACGCCAUCAAACGAUUCGAUCGAUUUAACCGCAUUCGUUUGAGUGGAAAUCCGCCUUUACGCCCAAUUUUACUUUAAACAACAAAGAAUAUACCGGUACAACAAUUUUAAUAAGCGUGACUGUUUUUGCGAAAUAAAGUCUGUUUGUCGCGGAACGAAACGGAAAAAACACGGAGCAGGACGGAAAUUUUUUUUGCUGGUAAUUUUCACUUCAUAUUAUUGCGCACAUAUAUUCUCUAAAAAAAAACAGCUGGGUCAUUAUUUGUUUUAGCCCCUUUACCUUUAAAGACUGUCUCUACAGAUAUUCUUCUCCUGGCAACAUUUCGUGCAUGUGCGACACGACACCAGAGAGAACAUUUGCAAAAUUGGAUACCGGCAGUGUUAGUGUACAAAUAAAAACAUUCUAAUAUAAAUAUUUAUAUAGGGUUUUUAUUAAUCUCACAAAAGCUUAGUUAACAGAAGAGAGCACGACAGAUGUUAACUAUGUAUUCAUCGUUGGCUUGUAAAAGUAUUUCAAGCGUAAUACUAACCACAAUUCAAUUUAUUAGUUUAAGCCUAACUCACACUAUUGACAAAAG
Hydractinia symbiolongicarpus is the source of this 2178-nucleotide messenger RNA. RefSeq lists its product as uncharacterized. The record is from RefSeq and is a predicted model, not a curated record. Bases 399 to 755 code for a protein of 118 amino acids. Lineage: Eukaryota; Metazoa; Cnidaria; Hydrozoa; Anthoathecata; Hydractiniidae. The transcript has 2 exons.